Molecule: messenger RNA, 1152 nt
Organism: Gambusia affinis (western mosquitofish)
Lineage: Eukaryota; Metazoa; Chordata; Actinopteri; Cyprinodontiformes; Poeciliidae
Gene: tnnt2d
Product: troponin T2d, cardiac
Exons: 12
Coding region: 160-882 (240 amino acids)
Biological process (GO): cardiac muscle contraction; sarcomere organization; regulation of muscle contraction
Cellular component (GO): troponin complex
Molecular function (GO): troponin I binding; tropomyosin binding; troponin C binding
Source: RefSeq, a predicted model, not a curated record
GACUGGUUAGCCAUAGGGCGCUGCGGUCACGUGACCAGGAAGGGUCGGUCCAUGUCUCCUCGAUGCUCAGCCUGCUGGUGGAGCUAAAGGAGUUGAAGUCUGAAAGCUGCUCAUCUCUGACCUCCCUCUGUCUGGGUCACAGAGCUCAACCAGAACCAAAUGUCAGACACAGAGGAAGUAGCGGCCGACGAAGCUCUAGAGGGAGAAGAUGAGUCCAAGCCCAAACCCAAGUUCAUGACAAAUAUUACCGCCCCAAAGAUGCCCGAUGGGGAAAAAGUGGACUUUGAUGACAUCUACAGGAAGCGGCAAGACAAAGACCUGGCUGAGCUGCAGGCUCUGAUUGAAGCCCACUUCGUCCAGAGGAAGAAGGAGGAAGAGGAGCUCAUCGCCCUGGUCAAUAGAAUUGAAAAUCGUCGAGCCGAGAGAGCCGAGCAGCAGAGGAUCAGGGCAGAGAGGGAGAAGGAGAGGCAGGCCAGACUUGCUGAGGAGAAGGAGCGCAAGGAGCAGGAGGACCAGCGUAAAAAGCAGGAUGAGGAUGCCAAGAAGAAGAAGGCGCUCUCGAACAUGAGCCAACAGUACGGCGCUGGUCAAAAGAGUGACACCAGGAGAGGCGGCAAGAAGCAAACUGAGAGGGAGAAGAAGAAGAAGAUCCUCGCUGAACGCAGGAAGCCGCUGACUGUUGAUCACCUCAGUGAGGACAAACUCAAGGAGAAGGCCAAGGAGCUGUGGGAUGCGCUGAGGGGCCUGGAGGAUGAGAAGUUUGAUCUCAGCGAAAAACUUAGAAGACAGAAAUAUGAUAUUAACCAGCUUCUCUGCCGAGUUCAAGACCACCAGAGUGCCAAAGGUCGCGGUAAGGGGAAGAUGAGCGGCCGUCUGAGGUAAAGCUGCUGCGAGACGGAGACGAGGAAGACUUUCGCAGCAGUAGCUGACCUGCUCAAGUACUUCCAAUCCCGUUUAUCGUCCUGUUGUCUUAGAGUAAAUCAACCAUCGUGAGAUCAAAACAAUAAAUAGGUCAUUUCAUCCAAUAGGUCAUUUCAUCCAAUCCGAUUCAUUUCUAUAAACCAUUCAUAGCCCAUUUGUCCCUAUGUGCAUUUCUCUCACAUAAUCAGACAACACUGUAAUAAAUAAUAAUAAUAAAGCUCUGAAUGACAA